This is a messenger RNA of Fomitiporia mediterranea MF3/22, 1134 nucleotides long. RefSeq lists its product as uncharacterized. NCBI's taxonomy places the organism in Eukaryota, Fungi, Basidiomycota, Agaricomycetes, Hymenochaetales, Hymenochaetaceae. The transcript has 5 exons. The record is from RefSeq and is a predicted model, not a curated record. Gene Ontology annotation, cellular component: 90S preribosome; nucleus. Bases 1 to 1134 code for a protein of 377 amino acids. Gene Ontology annotation, biological process: maturation of SSU-rRNA.
AUGGAUAUUACUGCAAAACGAGGCGUAAAGAGGAAACGUGAAUCGUACGCAGAACCUCAUCACGGUCUAAAGGCUGUUAAGAAGACAUGCAAGAAAGCCAAGGCAUUCGAAACACAAAGAAUAGUGAAGAAGUUGAAAGACGCAAAACAAGCCGGAGGUGAAGACAUCACUAAAAUUAAAACUCUCGAAUCACAACUCGAUUGCCUUAAGCACAUAGACCUCGAAGGCAUAGCUAUCAAGGCGCUUCGGUCUAAAAUUAAGAAGGACGCACUCCUGUCUAGAGAUGAAGACUGUCAGGGAGCUGUAGAGGCCGAGCUGCCGAGCUCAACAACGAGCAAACCUGCUGCAGAUGUUGGCCCGCCUGAACGCACGGUCGUCGAGAGCCGACUAAUGAGCUCAAAGAUCCUGUCGGCGGGGGUUACCGAUGUAAUAGCGUCCUUGAGGGCGGUGCUUGAUGCAAACAGGCAAGAGACGCCAACGGCCUCGGAUGCACGUCAUAGUGAAGACGGUGAAGAUGAGGAAGUAGCACCGAUGAAGUCAAAAACAACGACAUCUGAACGAAAAUCUGGGGUGAAUGAACGACCAAGCUCGGCAAGCGAUGAAGAUGACGAAAAUGAAGACACCAGACAGGAGGCGGAGGAGGACAACGACCAAGCUGCAUGGACGGGCUUCAACGAUGAAAAUCUCAGCGGAUCUGAACGGGAGGACGACGAUGAAGACGAAAAUUGGGACUCAGACUCCGACUCAUCCCAAAACUAUGAUGACCGCUCAAACAUAUCCGACGAUGACGACGCCAGUUCCAUCUCUUCACAUUCCAUAUCGCCACCAAGGACGGGACGAACAAAGCCCAUUCUUCCCAAAGAGAAAUUGAAAGGCAAGGCGGGAGAAUCGACGUUCUUACCAUCUCUCGCCAUCGGCUUCAUCAGCGGCAGCAACUCAGACUCCGACUGGUCUAAUGACGCAGAAGCUCGCAAAAUCGCGGACUUGCCCGUAAAGAAGAACAGAAGAGGUCAAAGAGCACGGAAAGCGAUCUGGGAGAAGAAGUAUGGAAAGAACGCAAAUCAUCUUCGGAAGCAACGUGAGAACGAAGUGAACGCCGCUGCACGUGGGGCAUUUCACAAUUCCUUACCUUAA